AUGCCGCCCGCUGAUGCUGAUGAUGCGAACCUCUCUGUGAGAUUCAAAUACGGCAUCCAUACAAUCUUCAUCUUCGUCGACGCCCUGGCUCCAUUUUCAUCCGUGACCGAAGAGCUAUUGGCGGUUCUUAGAGAGAGAUACCCCGAUGGUCUAAUAAAGUCAAAUUCAUCACCAGACGAGAAGACGCCGAUACCAGACUCAGCAAAUGUCACAUAUGGCGUUCUCCAGGUGCCUACCGACCCCUCCAGAGGAUGGAAGGUGCUGAACCUUGGAGAAGAUGCUUCCAACACCCCGACAAAAUGCGGACUGAAGGACAAUAGCAUUGUUGCGUUUGCGUUUGAGAGCCAUGAUGGCGAGGGUGAUGACGACGAGGAAGAAGAGACGGUGUUUACGGUAGAGUGGCCGCAAGAGGAUGAAGAGCUAUACGAUGAGAGGGCUUGA
This is a messenger RNA of Trichoderma asperellum CBS 433.97, 441 nucleotides long. The record is from RefSeq and is a predicted model, not a curated record. NCBI's taxonomy places the organism in Eukaryota, Fungi, Ascomycota, Sordariomycetes, Hypocreales, Hypocreaceae.